AUGGAAAACUCAACUCCCCUAUCUGAGGCCCAAAAGGUCGCGCUUGAUAAGCUGACCGCAUCUUUGGGUCCAGAGUACGUGGAGUUCCUUGUUUCACAAGGUCCUGAAGUGCUUAAUGCACGUGUUGAAAGCUUCAUGCAGUAUGAAGCGACCCUUUUAGGGCAGGUCCAAGACCAAAUAGCGUCGGCUAUGCCUACACGCUACGUGUCUGUACCAGACGAAGAGGCUAAGACUCGUCCACUUAGAGUGGAAGUGAAAAACUACUCCGGUAAGGAGAGUAAGAACCUCAUCCUCUGGAUCCGUGAGAUUGAGAUGGCCAUGAGAUCAGGCCUGAUCACGCUUGACCAUCAACAGGUCUCGCUGGCUACCUCGAAGCUCGAUGGUAGAGCUAGAGAAUGGGCCUUGACGUGUAGCACGUCGGUGGACAUAGCGUUUCCCACAUGGGAGUCGCUCAAGACACAAUUGGUACAGGUGUUUUCUCCCCCUAACCAGGCUUACCGCGUGCGUUCACGCUUUCUUUCUACCCGCCAGGGUAAGAAUGAACUAUCGGACUAUGUCCAAGAGCUGCGAACGGCUCAUGACUGCAAUGCAGUCUGA
This is a messenger RNA of Peronospora matthiolae, 597 nucleotides long. The record is from the annotation of a GenBank genome assembly. NCBI's taxonomy places the organism in Eukaryota, Oomycota, Peronosporomycetes, Peronosporales, Peronosporaceae.